ACACACACAUGCUGGCAGGCAUCUUGUCUCAAAUCUUGAUCUUGGAUCAAAUCAUUCUUGAAUGCUAAGCAGCACAGUCUGUUGUUUUGUUGUCCAUGUUGCUAUGCGACCAUCAGCAAGUCAAAGGCUGAAAGAAAAGACAAAUCCCAAAGAGAACGAGACGUGGAGGAAGGCAGGAAAUUGUGAGUUUUUAAGAGCCAAUAUCUGGUGCUUCUGUGUGGACCAAGGGUGCAGUGUUUGUGAAGACAAAAUGUGGGACACAAGGUCUCUCGAGAAGAUGGUGAACAGGACAUCUCUAAGCACACAGAGAGUGCUCCACACACACAUUCUGGAACUAGGAGAACAGUUAUGUCCAAGGUCAUCUCCCAAUGCUAGAACAGAUGACCACCUAAAAUUGGCCACAAACUUGGUCAAUUUACAGCCUGCGACUGGACGGGAGCAGCCUGAUGCCCCAUCCAUGGAGGAAUUUAAGCAGCUGGCAGAGAAGGAGAAACGCGCUGCCCUUAGACUCCAAGAGGAGAGUCUGCAGGCCAGUUUUCAAGAGGCCCUGCGAGCAAGGGACAGGCUGGAGGCUGAAAUGAGGCGAGAGCUCCAGGUUGAGCUGCAGGCCCAGUUCAGAGCUCGUUGUGAAGGCCUGAGGGCUCAGAUGGAGGCAGAGAAGGUCCAGGCCGUAGGGGAGGCCUGCAGGAAGCUGCAAGAACAGCUGCACAAAGAAGCAGAGGAGACCAGAGAGAAAAUAAUACACACUGUACGAGAAGAGACACAGGAGUGUGUGAGGAGGUGUGUGCAGGAUGCCGAGAGAAGCAUUCGUGAGGAGUGUGACAUGAAGGCAGAAAGAGAGAAACGGGCCCUACAGGACAGACAUGAAGAGGAGAAAUCUGAGCUACAAAACAGGAUGCAGCAGCUGCGGGACAGUCUGGAGCAGGCCUGCAGGGAGCGCAUUCAGUAUGAAGCAGAGUUUAAGAAGGUGCAGGCCAGCUACAGACGGUUUGUGGACUUGACCGAUUCCUCCCUCCACUCUGAUUACCUCUUAAAGCUGCGCAGACUGGGGAGAGAGCCAGGUCUCAUGGACACUGCGACACAGACUGAUGAGAUCACCUCCUAACUGUGAUCUUGUGAUGGCGGUGUUCUCACGUCACAACGUCUGGGUAUUUGACAUGUCCUGCAGUACAUGCUGUACUUGGUCUAAAAUCAUUUUUAAGCAUUUAUCUAACAUUUUCUAGAAAUUAAAGGAAUAUUUGUCAUUUGAAAAUAUAUUUGAUGCACUGCAGAAUUAUUUGAGUGAGCUUGAAAGUGGUUAGAAAUUAUGAAAACCAUCUAAAAUAUACUUUCCUUCAUACGUUUAU
Cyprinus carpio (common carp) is the source of this 1346-nucleotide messenger RNA. RefSeq lists its product as uncharacterized. The record is from RefSeq and is a predicted model, not a curated record. Lineage: Eukaryota; Metazoa; Chordata; Actinopteri; Cypriniformes; Cyprinidae.